Messenger RNA from Dacryopinax primogenitus, 258 nucleotides. RefSeq lists its product as uncharacterized. The record is from RefSeq and is a predicted model, not a curated record. The coding region runs from base 1 to 258 and encodes 85 amino acids. The transcript has 2 exons. NCBI's taxonomy places the organism in Eukaryota, Fungi, Basidiomycota, Dacrymycetes, Dacrymycetales, Dacrymycetaceae.
AUGCUAUAUGACAGGGCAUUCCUGGGGAAUCCUGGUACAGUCAAGGGCUUGGCUUGGGAAUACAAAGAUCUUUUUAAGGCAGAUAUGUGGCCCUUGGGACUGGUUGCUGUGCUGAGCAUGACACUUCACUUCACACUCCAACAGGAUGCUUCUGGUGCUGCACAGCAUGAUGAGAAGGUGAGCUUCAGAAGCAAGGCUUUUGAGUCCCAUUACUAUGCCUACCUCCUGAACCUGAAGAAGUACAAGGAGGAGAACUGA